Eleginops maclovinus (Patagonian blennie) is the source of this 1710-nucleotide messenger RNA. RefSeq names its product serine and arginine rich splicing factor 9 (gene srsf9). NCBI's taxonomy places the organism in Eukaryota, Metazoa, Chordata, Actinopteri, Perciformes, Eleginopidae. The transcript is spliced from 5 exons. The record is from RefSeq and is a predicted model, not a curated record. Gene Ontology annotation, cellular component: nucleus; cytoplasm. Bases 280 to 1092 code for a protein of 270 amino acids. Gene Ontology annotation, molecular function: mRNA binding.
CCCUCACUCGAGACUGAAUUGUGAACUAGAAGAAGAUAGACCUGUUUGCUAAUGUUGCUAACUGACAAGGAAGCAGCACAGCGUGCGAACUGCUAGCAUUAUAUCCUCGGAAGAAAGGUGCCCUUGCUUGUUGUCAAAGGAAUUGCAGGCGGAUGGACUAAGUUUCGGAUUGGAAGUAGGAUAAGGACUACUUCAUCAGCUAUUUGUGAAAGCAAGAAGUGAUCUAAAAGUCUGCAGGUGCCCCCAUUCUGUGUCAGCAGUGCCAAUUAUUCAACCACCAUGUCGGAUGGACGGAUCUAUGUGGGGAAUCUUCCCUUGGAUGUCCAGGAGCGAGACGUUGAGGAUCUCUUCUACAAAUAUGGAAAAAUCCGGGACAUUGAAUUGAAGAACAAUAGAGGCACUAUCCCGUUUGCCUUUGUCCGAUUUGAAGACCCACGGGAUGCAGAUGACGCUGUCUAUGGAAGGAAUGGAUAUGGAUAUGGAGACACCAAAUUGAGAGUGGAGUACCCUCGAUCUGCUGGUGCUAAAUUUGGUCCUAUGGGUGGUGGUGGUGGAGGCGGAGGAGGAGGGGGAGGCGGAGGAGGUGGUGGAGGAGGAGAAAGAGGUGGAGGAGGACCUGGAGGACCUGGAGGACCUAGGGGAAGAUUUGGACCCCCAACAAGAAGAUCUGAAUUCCGGGUCAUGGUGACUGGAUUACCACCAACUGGGAGCUGGCAGGAUUUGAAGGAUCAUAUGCGCGAGGCAGGGGAUGUUUGUUUUGCAGAUGUGCAGCGUGAUGGAGAGGGGGUGGUAGAGUUUCUCCGUAGAGAGGACAUGGAUUACGCAUUGCGCAGACUGGAUCGGACCGAGUUUCGUUCGCAUCAGGGUGAGACUGCUUACAUCCGUGUCUACGAGGAACGAGGCACUCCCAGCUAUAACCGGUCACGUUCCCGCUCCAGAUCCAGAGGUCGCUAUUCACCUCCCUACCAUAACAGAGGUUCUCCUCCUGCUCGCUACCAGUCACCUCCUCGCCAUGGUAUGUCGCGCCAUAGUCCACCCCCCAGGAGGCACCCUCCACAGCACCAUAGCCCACCACCACGUCAUUACCGGUAAAAAGGCCCGCCAUUUAUAGAGGAAUUGGGGAAAAUGUUUUGUAAUUCUACUUUUAAAUUUUUUUAAAACCCCAGGCCUCCUCCUAAGAAAAGUCAUUGUUAUUACUACAUACAUUCCAUGUUCACGAUCACCUGAGUACCCUGCUCCUCCCCAAAGCCUUAAAGAUAAUUUGUCUUGGUUCUGUAAACAUUUGUGGUAUCGGGAUGUUGAUUUGUCUUUCUUAGUGAGGUAAUUAUAUUUGAUUAUCAUAUAACAUAUUGGAGAUUUCUUUUAUAAAGAAAUCCUGGGGUGUGAUGUCAAACCGUGACAGGAAAAUAAGCUUUAAGGCCGAAAGUCAUAUUGCUUAAUUUCUUGACAGCAUUUUCCUUAGUUUGUUUCAUCCAGUAGAUCUAAUCAUACACUUGCCAAUCUAAGAACCUGUGAAGUAAAUCAUGGUAAUCGUAUCCUACUCUGAUUCAAAUCAUGUAUCCAGUGAGCCUUUUAGAGUAGUGCCACAUGUUGUAAGUCUCACCUGUCAGAUUUCUUUUUUUAUGCGUGACCGAGGUGGCCUGUAGUUGGAUUAUAAUUUGUAUGCAUCUCUAAUGUUGUUUUUUUCUUUGAAAUAAAAUGCUAACUUUU